AUGGCGACAGCCCCGCCUGCUUCGAUCUCCCCGCAGAGGAAGUCGUUCAAUGUCGGCACGCGCAAAUCAAAGCUUGCCCUUGUUCAGACAGAUCUUGUCGUGGGUGCUUUGAAAAAUGCAUAUCCUGGGUUUGAUUUCAGCAUCAAAUCGAAGGACACGGCUGGCGAUCGGGACAAAUUGACUGCCUUGAAGGAUCUCAGCACUAAAAACCUGUGGACUGAAGAGCUGGAGGAACUGCUUGCUGCAGGUCACCUAGAUGUUAUUGUCCAUUCUCUCAAGGACGUACCCACAUUGAUCCCUUCUACAUGUGCAUUGGGCGGUGUCUUGACUCGCGAAGACCCCCGAGAUGUCCUGGUUGUAAAGCCAGGCUUGCCCUACAAGUCGAUUUCUGACCUUCCAGCUGGCUCGGUUGUUGGUACAUCAUCCAUCCGCCGUACAGCUCAACUAGCCUUGAAAUAUCCGCACUUGAAAGUCGAAAGUGUCCGUGGUAAUAUCGAUACACGUUUAGCAAAACUUGACGCCGAAGAUGGCCCAUACCAAUGUAUAAUCUUAGCUGCUGCGGGUUUAUUACGGGUUGGUCUUGGAGAAAGGAUUACUCAAUACCUCGACUCGAAAAAUGGCGGCUUUUUAUAUGCAGUCGGCCAGGGGGCAAUUGGUAUUGAGAUUCGUUCUGACGACGAUACAGUCCUCGCAAUGUUAAACCAAGUUGGUCACAAAGAGACACUACUGGAAAUCCUGGCUGAGCGUAGCUUGCUGAGGGUCCUCGAAGGUGGUUGCAGUGCACCCCUUGGAGUUGAGUCCGAGUGGAUUAAAGACUCCGAUGGGAAGACGAAACUACGUAUGCGAUCCAUCGUCGUUAGCGUUGACGGAACACGCUCCUCCCAGGUGGAACUUGACGGUGUGGUUGAGAGCCCUGCUGCUGCUGAGGCCUUUGGGCUGGAGGUGGCGAAAGAGCUGGUUGCCCAAGGGGCCGGGUCGAUUCUUCAGGAUAUCAAGGAAAAUAAAGCCACCUCGUGA
This is a messenger RNA of Talaromyces rugulosus, 1017 nucleotides long. RefSeq lists its product as uncharacterized. The coding region runs from base 1 to 1017 and encodes 338 amino acids. The transcript has 2 exons. NCBI's taxonomy places the organism in Eukaryota, Fungi, Ascomycota, Eurotiomycetes, Eurotiales, Trichocomaceae. Gene Ontology annotation, biological process: heme biosynthetic process. The record is from RefSeq and is a predicted model, not a curated record. Gene Ontology annotation, cellular component: cytoplasm. Gene Ontology annotation, molecular function: hydroxymethylbilane synthase activity.